GGGGGUCACUGGCUGCCGAGGAACCCUCCCGCUGCCUGGCAGGGCUUUGUGCACGUAGGGAGCCGCGGGUCUUUAGCCCCCCCCCAUUCCCGCGCUGCGAGGUGCGGCAUAGCGAUUCCAGCUGCAGUCCCCCAAAGAGAAGCGGGGGGCGGGGGGGGCGGUGCAGCGCCGCGGGGCGAGCCGGCCGGGUCACGCUCGCCGGGGCCGGAGAAGGGGGCGCGGGCGGGCAGCGGCCGCUGAUGGGGAACGGGGCGCGCCUGGCCCCGGGGGGGCGGGAUCCGCUGCUUGGAGCGAUUGAGCAGGGGGAGCAAAGCCGGUCCCUCGGUCUGAUUUCUCCUCUCCCGGCCGCCCCGGGCAGAGCUUUGCAGCAAUGGGUGGGGGAUUUUUUGGUCGGAGGGGGCGGGGGGGAAGGAGGAAAUGGAGGAGCGGGGGGGGGUUUUGUUUUUGUUUUAACCCCCAGCCUUCCAACUCUUGACUGAUCUGGCCACUUCCGUGGCGACCCACAGCCCCCUUCCCCCUCCCCUGUUUAUUUUGUGGCGAUUGGAUCCAUUUCCAGUUGCUGCAUGCGGGGCUGGGGGGGGGGUGUGCAGGGGUGGGGAAGCGUAGCGCGCCUCCCUCCACUGACGGGGGGAGGGGGGGAGAAAGGGAAUUUUUUUUUUACCUGUCAUAUUUGUCCUAGAAAAAGACAGCGAGAGGGAGAGCGAGGCGUUCCCGGCGCAAGGGGGACAGGAGGGGGGGGGUGUUGGGGGUCAGGCGCCCCCCCCACACACCCCAGGAUUGCAGCUUGGAGAGAGAAGGGGGCGUAUGUGACCAAACCUGACCUCUGGGAAUAACCCGGUCCCUGCUUUUUUAUCUGUUUUUUUUUUUGAGGGGGGGGGUGGGGGGAAUAGACAAAACAUUUGUCAAUUUCCAGUUGCUGUCCAUGAAUGCAAACACCAUGAUUUUCAUGAUCCUGGGUGCCUCUAUCGUUAUGGCAAUAGCUUGCUUGAUGGACAUGAAUGCGCUGUUGGACCGGUUUCACAAUUACAUCUUACCGCAUUUAAGAGGAGAAGAUCGAGUUUGCCACUGCAACUGUGGAAGGCAUCAUGUACAUUACGUUAUUCCAUACGACGGGGACCAAUCGGUGGUGGACUCCUCGGAGAAUUACUUUGUGACUGACAAUGUAACCAAGCAGGAGAUUGAUCUGAUGCUGGGACUUUUGCUGGGCUUUUGUAUAAGCUGGUUUCUGGUGUGGAUGGAUGGAGUUCUCCAUUAUGCUGUGCGAGCCUGGAGAACCAGCCGACGGUACGACAAUUCUUGGUCUUGGAUUCCGAAAUUUUGUAACUUGAAGGAGUUCAGGAAACGUCAGCACAGGCAGUACGAGGAGGCGGCCGGGAACAUGGUGCACAUCAAACAGAAGCUGUACCAUAAUGGACAUCCCAGCCCCCGACACCUCUGAGAAACACCUGCCCCUCCAGAGACGGCAAAGCGAUUUUAGAACUGGGCUUUUAGGGGAAUGUCUGUGAGUUCACUCCUCCAUGGAAGAGAGUGGAGGACACCAUUUUAUUUAUCGAGGUGGGGUGAUUCUGAGGCACACUGCGAAUGCACAACUAAGCCAGUUCUGGCUGCAAGGCAGCCAAGACAUUGCACUGUGUUCAUCGUUUUAUUGUUGGACUUCUGUAUAUAUGU
Molecule: messenger RNA, 1668 nt
Organism: Dermochelys coriacea (leatherback sea turtle)
Lineage: Eukaryota; Metazoa; Chordata; Testudines; Dermochelyidae
Gene: TMEM240
Product: transmembrane protein 240
Exons: 4
Coding region: 923-1438 (171 amino acids)
Source: RefSeq, a predicted model, not a curated record